AUGGGUUCGUCGCUCCUGCCAGAUCUCGGCACCCAGAUACUGAUUCCGGUAUGCGGGGUCAUCGGAAUCGCCUUCGCUCUGUUCCAGUGGGUGCUGGUCUCGUCCGUCAAGCUGUCUCCCGCCGGCGGCAGGGAUGCGGCCAACAAGAAUGGGUAUAACGACUCUCUGAUUGAGGAGGAAGAGGGGGUGAAUGACCACAGCGUCGUCGCCAAAUGCGCUGAGAUUCAGAACGCCAUUUCCGAGGGGUCAACCUCCUUCCUUUUCACUAUGUACAAGUAUGUCGGCAUCUUCAUGGUUGCCUUCGCUGUCCUCAUAUUUGUGUUCUUGGGAUCCGUUGAUGGAUUUAGCACAAGUCACCAGGUUUGCACCUACGACGCAACCAAGAUGUGCAAGCCUGCCCUGGCUACUGCUGCUUUCAGCACCAUAUCUUUCUUGCUCGGUGCAGUGACUUCUGUGGUUUCCGGGUUCCUUGGGAUGAAGAUUGCUACCUAUGCAAACGCUAGGACAACACUUGAGGCAAGGAAAGGAGUCGGAAAGGCUUUCAUUGUGGCCUUCAGAUCUGGUGCAGUCAUGGGUUUUCUCUUGGCUGCAAAUGGUCUGGUGGUUCUCUACAUUACCAUCAAUCUCUUCAAGCUUUACUAUGGUGAUGACUGGGGUGGCCUUUUCGAAGCUAUUACUGGUUAUGGUCUUGGUGGAUCUUCCAUGGCUCUCUUUGGUAGAGUUGGUGGUGGAAUCUACACCAAAGCUGCUGAUGUUGGUGCUGAUCUUGUUGGGAAAGUUGAGAGGAACAUUCCAGAGGACGACCCCAGAAAUCCAGCUGUGAUUGCUGACAAUGUUGGAGAUAAUGUUGGUGAUAUUGCUGGUAUGGGAUCCGAUCUUUUCGGUUCAUAUGCCGAGGCAUCAUGUGCUGCUCUAGUGGUUGCAUCGAUAUCAUCUUUCGGGAUUAAUCAUGAGUUCACAGCAAUGCUAUAUCCACUCAUUAUCAGUGCAGUAGGAAUCGUUGUUUGUUUGAUCACCACUUUGUUUGCCACUGAUUUCUUCGAGAUCAAGGCUGUAAAAGAAAUCGAGCCUGCUCUGAAAAGGCAGCUCAUCAUCUCAACUGUUCUCAUGACCGUCGGGAUUGCUGUUGUUAGCUGGAUUGCUCUUCCAGCUUCCUUCACUAUCUUCAAUUUCGGAACGCAGAAGGAUGUGGCCAACUGGCAACUGUUCUUGUGUGUUGCUGUUGGUCUAUGGGCUGGACUUAUUAUUGGAUUUGUGACCGAGUACUAUACUAGCAAUGCAUACAGCCCUGUUCAAGACGUUGCUGAUUCUUGCCGAACUGGAGCUGCCACUAAUGUCAUUUUCGGGCUUGCAUUGGGAUACAAAUCUGUCAUCAUCCCCAUUUUUGCCAUUGCAGUGAGCAUUUUUGUUAGUUUCAGCUUUGCUGCUAUGUAUGGCAUUGCAGUAGCUGCCCUUGGAAUGUUGAGCACCAUAGCCACUGGCUUGGCCAUUGAUGCUUAUGGCCCCAUUAGUGACAAUGCUGGAGGUAUCGCUGAGAUGGCAGGAAUGAGCCACAGAAUCCGAGAGAGAACUGAUGCCCUCGACGCUGCAGGAAACACCACUGCUGCUAUUGGCAAGGGUUUCGCUAUUGGUUCUGCUGCUCUCGUCUCACUGGCACUCUUUGGCGCCUUUGUCAGCCGCGCCUCCAUCACAACGGUCGAUGUGUUGACACCGAAAGUAUUCAUUGGGUUGAUCGUCGGGGCAAUGCUUCCAUACUGGUUCUCUGCCAUGACGAUGAAGUCUGUAGGAAGUGCAGCAUUGAAGAUGGUUGAGGAGGUUCGUAGGCAGUUCAACACCAUUCCUGGACUAAUGGAAGGUACUGCUAAGCCCGACUAUGCCACCUGCGUCAAGAUCUCCACUGAUGCCUCUAUCAAGGAAAUGAUCCCACCUGGCGCACUUGUCAUGCUCACUCCCCUCGUUGUCGGCAUCUUCUUUGGUGUUGAGACCCUCUCCGGUGUCCUUGCCGGAUCUCUCGUGUCCGGUGUGCAGAUUGCUAUCUCUGCAUCGAACACUGGUGGCGCAUGGGACAAUGCCAAGAAGUACAUUGAGGCUGGUGCAUCGGAACAUGCCAGAUCGCUCGGCCCAAAAGGAUCAGACCCACACAAGGCAGCAGUCAUUGGUGACACCAUUGGAGACCCGUUGAAGGACACAUCUGGACCAUCUCUCAACAUCCUCAUCAAGCUCAUGGCUGUCGAGUCCCUCGUCUUUGCCCCAUUCUUCGCCACUCAUGGUGGCUUGCUGUUCAAGCUUUAA
Linum trigynum is the source of this 2292-nucleotide messenger RNA. NCBI's taxonomy places the organism in Eukaryota, Viridiplantae, Streptophyta, Magnoliopsida, Malpighiales, Linaceae. The record is from the annotation of a GenBank genome assembly.